Molecule: messenger RNA, 1719 nt
Organism: Capsaspora owczarzaki ATCC 30864
Lineage: Eukaryota; Filasterea; Ministeriida; Capsasporidae
Product: metallophosphoesterase 1
Exons: 1
Coding region: 124-1617 (497 amino acids)
Biological process (GO): GPI anchor biosynthetic process
Molecular function (GO): hydrolase activity
Source: RefSeq, a predicted model, not a curated record
UCUUCUUUUCCCUUUUCCGCCACAUUUCUACAGUUCUCAAUGCGAGCAUCCUGAGCCAAAUUUCAAGCCUUGGCUCAUCUUCAUAUCCAGAUCUACAAGUAGAGAACAAACCGCUUGCACCCAAUGGUUCGCCAGCUGCAACGUGCAAUUCUGGUCAUUCUGGUUGUCGUCGGAGUGUGCCUUUGGAUGACCGAAGUCGUGCUCUUCCAGCAGAUCGGGCUUUACAAUGCAGUCAUCCACAAUACUGACUGCACUUCAUGGCCAACGCUGGGUCGGGUCGGGAUGAACACUGCUCAAGCUCACUCUGCGUUACCAGAGUUCAACAAGAUUGAGCCCAAGACCAAGACCGAGUCCGAGUCCGAGUCCGCGUCCGCGUCCGAGCCACACGCAAUCCGAUUGCUGGUCAUUGCAGAUCCGCAUCUCAUCGGGCACCAGCGGGGUCACUGGCUCGAUCGGCUGAGGCGCGAGUUUGCAAUGCAGCAGUCCUUCCGAGCGAUUGCUCAGUUGCUGCCGGAAGACCAGCGUCCGCACGCCGUGUUGCUGCUUGGAGACAUCUUUGAUGAAGGCCAAUGGGACACCCAAGAAAACUGGGACGACGAUCUGAGGCGGUUUCAUCGCGUGUUUGACAUGUCGAGCAUGCGCAGUCCCAAUCGUCAACCACCGUUGCUCAAGGUCGUCGUUGGGAAUCACGAUGUUGGAUUUCACUAUGUCAUGAAUCAAUGGCUGCUCGAGCGUUUUGCCCAUGCGUUCGGCCCAGCCACGGAUUCGAUCAUGAUUUCGAGCAACUCUGACAGAACGACCGAGCGACAGUCCAUCCAGCUCGUCACGUUGAACAGUAUUGCGAUGCGCCAGGAUGGGUGUACACUGUGUAACGCCACACGAAGUCGCAUCUCGGACAUUGCACAAGAGUUGACGCUCCAACCGGACACGACCGAGCGCCCGCCAGUCGUUCUUGCAAUGCAUUUCCCUCUCUUCCGGACAAGCAUUGCCGAUCGCAUUGCCGAUCGCAUUGCCGAUCACAUUGCACGUGGCACCAAGAUGGAGCGCACCGCAGACGAGAGCAAUCGCCAAGAGCUGCCACCGACGUCGGUGACCUGUCCGGUUCCUCAGGACCGCUCGGGCGUUUUGCAGCUCCACCGCUCUGGUCGUGUCGCCAGGCGGCAAGUCUCAAGUCAUGAAGUUGUCACUCUUCCUGACUUGCUACCUCUGGUGAACUUGUCAGAGGAGCAGCUCGCCGAGAUGAGGUCGGGCGAAGACCGCGAGACCAUUUCCGAGGAAGGCACAAAGCUUUUACUGGAAUCGCUGGCCCCUCGGCUUGUAUUCUCGGCCCACGCUCACGAAGAUUGUGUCUUUACGCACUCUGAUGGCACCAUCGAGGUCAGCGUCGGCUCGUUCAAUCGCCGCAACGACCCGGAUGCGCGGUUUCUGCUUGCCACGGUCUCGACCGACGCCUCUUCGCCUGUGGUCGCGUCCGUUGUGUUUUGCCACAUCCCUCACGAGGACGUCGUCUACGUCAUGUACGCUAUUGCCGUAGCGUGUGUGGCACUGGUUGCGCUCUACUCUGGCGUCUCGUUUGUCUGGCAAACCGUCCAAUCGAGGCGCCGAAAGCGAGCCUAACGUUGCGCAACUCGGACGGGGUUGAGUUUGGUAUCGUUGGACCCCACCGUGCCUGCAUGUCAGUGUUGAUUGUACUAGAAGCUCAGUCGCUAAGAUUUGGCA